AAACCCUGAAACCUAGUGCUCUACAACCUCUCCAGAACUGCCAAGGAACAAUGUCCUUAGUGACUACGCCACCAAAUAAGGCCUUUGCACAUUUAAGGGACAUCAUAAUGGAUUCAGAGGUUCAAGGCAAAAACAAGAACCAAUGCAAAUUGAUCUCCCCAACAUGUGCAGGUGGACAACUUGAUCUAAAGGAUCGUGAUCGGCAUGCAGCUGUAGAUCCACUCUCUAACAAAGGCAGACUUCAACGUACACCGGAAGACAUUGACAAGCAAUACAGGAGUCAAAUACAGUCAAAUAAUCCACAGUCUGUCGAUGCUAUAAAAACUGUGACGGUCAGUCUUCACUGUGACAAUUUAUGUGAAUCACAGAAGCUAGAGGAGAAAGAGGUCAGAAAAGAGUUCCAAAAAGACACUCCUUAUGCCACAAAUCUCAGUAAGGAACUACCACAGUCAAAGUGCUCAUCUGAAACUCAGGUAGACACAUUUCCUAACACUUGUGUAACUGCCGAUAUUGAUCCUAAAAAUAAACUUCCCAGUGUAAAACACAACAAAUGCCAUAUUGAAAAAUGGCUGAAGGCUCAGUGCAAUGUGAGAAACUUUGCCUCGGACAAUACCAAAGAUUGCCAAAUGGCAAACAAUGAAGAGGGGUCAAUGACAGAAAAACCACUGACAAAGUCUCCUGUAACCUUGUUUGACGUACCAAGUGAAAUGAAUAGUAAUGGAUCUUCUACAUCCCAAAUAACACAGGGAAGUAGUGAUGCUAAUAUGAAGAUAUUGGGUGACAUUUGCGGAGAUAUCAUGUCCAGAAAGGGAAAUAACAAAACAUCUAAUUUCAGGCAACCCCAUCAGUUCAGUGGUAGUAGUGUUGUUCAUUGCAAAAAGGGAACGUCCAAGAGGUUCAGAAGGUCCAAAGUCCAGGCACCUCCUAGCUCAUCCUCUGACUCCACACUCAAGUCUUCCUCAGACGAAGAACAGAAAAUAAUUCCCAGGUUGCAUCGAAGCAGAUCUUCAUCAACAAGAAUGAAGCCUGAAUCUCAAACUAAUGGGAAAUUAGAGGUCAGUCAAUGCAAUGGUGCAGCAAUUCCUCCAGUGAAAAGACAAUCACCACAGUCAAAAGACAAUCACAAUAUGGAAGCUUGUACUGUCCAGACCCCGGGUGAAUAUGACGGUAAAGCUGGAGUUGGCAUCAGUUUGGGUAAGAAAGAACACAGCCCCAAUGGACAAUCAGCACAUACUCUUGCAAUGGAGAAAAGGGCCAUUCGGGAGAAAAUCAUGUCUUCCAGUAUCAAAGAAACUGAGAUGUCACACUACACACCAAAGCCUCAGGAUUCGCCAAUGCAUUUUGCCUCCAGCGACGUCAAUCCCUUUGUUCACCAAUGGCAAGAAGAAGAGCCAAACCAAAGGUGCUACAAGAACCAGGUGUUUGGAAGUGCUGCUGACAUAUCUUGCAAAUCCCCCAUGCUGGAUUCCACUGACAAACGCAUCACUAGAUGCUGCAGUGUCGACAACGGUUUAAACGUACAGAACUCUCCUUUCAACUCCCACCUGAGCACUUACGCCAACAACAAGGUACUCUCCAGCACCCUGAGCAGCAUGGAAGAAGAUUUAAAAGGUCAAACGUCCCCCAAAGCCCAUCUGAAAGGAUGUACUAACCAAGCCUCUAGUAUUGACGAUCACAAUCAACCACUGAUCCGGACCAUGAGUUGUAACUCUUCUUCUUGCAAUGAUGUAUCUGGAGAUCCUGGUAACAGCUCUGGCCAGGUAGAUGAGAUCAUGUUGGUCUACUCCUCAGAGCAGGAGUCUCAGUCUAAUGGGUUUCAGAGUCCCGAAACACACACCACAUGUGACCACAGCACCCAGACAACCAUGACUCAAGAAACCACGACUAAGACAACGAUCAACCAUAGUGAUCAACAGAGGAGAAACAACCAUCACAGACGGAGCAGCACUCAGGUACCAGUGUUGCAGAAGAAUACAGAGGCCAGUAGAAAGACCACCACAUGGGCCAGCCUUCAAAACAUGUCUGAGCAUCUCUCUCAGCUGAUACACAACACUUCCGAUCUUCUGGGAAAUGUUCAGGAUAUGAGGUCUGGCGAUAGCUUCAGACAUAGUCCGAUAAGUAUUGUUAAAUCUUCAUCUCAUCUGUACUCCUCCAAAGAUUGGACCAAGAGAGACUGCUCAACGCAAACUGCAGUAGAUAUUGGGAUCCAGACUGAAACUUCAACAACCAUUCAAGAUGAAAUGUUUAUCCACCAAACUCCGUCCACGGAGAGGUCCAAAGCUCAUGAAGUUAAUGUGAUAGUCAAAGUGAUUGGCUCAGAAGUUCUUAAUGUGUCACAAGAGAAAGAGCUCCCCCUUCAACAUCAACUCAAGAACAGGCCAGAUGAUAGGAUUCAGAGCAUUCCUGACCUGCGACUCAAUGGCUCCACUGUUAACCAAAGGUAUAUCUUGGAACCAGAGAGUGUCCCUGACAAAGUGCCUUCUCUGGAGACUGUUGUCCAACGUCACAGCCGUUCAAAUCCUGCCGUUCAUUGUAGAAGCAAUGAGGACUGCAAACCCGAGAGAGUGUCCUUCUCCAAAAGCUUGGGAGUCUCUGAAGUCUGCAAUAAUUUGUCAGAAAUACUCAGACCAGAAAGCCGUAACAUCUUGAGAAGGAGUGACCCGGGAAUAGGCUGUAUAAAACAAGCGAGCUCCACAGAUCGUGCGUGCUCACCCAUUCUCACUGUAGGUCCUAGGGCUGGUUCCAACCAGAGCAGUAGAACGUCUUUACAGACUCUCAAAGAACAACAGAAGUUUGAGAUGCAAAAUAGAAGUAAAGAACACAUUUCGCACCGAAAAGAGUGCCAGUCAACACCUUGUUUAAAUUUCAUCGAGCAGAAAACAUGCAUAUCUUUCACAAAGAAUGAUAAGAUAUCAGGACAUGACUCCCUUCAUCUUUCUGGGAAGCCUUGUGAUAUCUCCACCACAAAAUCAGCGGGAUCAAUAUCUCUCGAGAAUGUGAGUGCCCUCAGCAAUUCAAGCCCAAAAGGGUCUGAUGGACACUCAGAAAGUCUUAGUUCAUCCAUUGAUAAAUACAUCCACAAUGAAACCAGAAUUGUCAGCCACGAAGAAGAAGGGGAAAUGAGCACAUGGCACAAAACCAGCCAAAGUCCAAGAUGUUCUCUUCCUUCUGUUCUAAGCCGUAAUGGAGUCACUUUACUGAACCACACCUCUCUCACCUUCAGGCAGACUGAUGUGUCCAAACAGGAGGAGAAAUCCAUCUCUUCUUUUGGAGAUCAACUAAGCCACAGGAGACAUUCAAUAGAUUACCACCACUGUAGACCAUCAGAGGGCCCAGUAGAGUGCUUCUGUGGUGCUUAUGAUCAUUCCCCUCUCAGUGACAACACCAUCCAGGUUCAGGAGGAUGACAUGGUGUCAUUGGCCCCAAGUGAGUGCAACACAGACGUCCUUGUGAACAUCAACCCAGUCACCCACACUUCCAACUUCCAACACUCCCCACAGCAGCGAGAUGGCCAGUGUCUCCCUGAGGACCUACCGGUGCACAACAAGUUUACCAACUGGUCCGGUAUCAGCCAGCAUCCAUCUGACAGAGGACAGAUUAGUAGUUCAAUGAAACCAGCCAUAAAUCUACCCACUGGUCACAAAGCACAGAGGAACCAGACAGAGUGGUCCAGUCUGAGUCCAGAGUCCACGUUCCAGAAGAUCAGGAAGACGAGGGAGAUAGAGAGGCUGCGUAAGGAGCGAGAGCAGGUCAUGGCUACAGUCCAACUGAACAUGAACCCUCAUCAGCUGACCGUGGAGCUGACUGAAGCAAAGCUACACUACGGUCUGGGAGAGACAGACAUGCUGUUGAAGAUCCUAACAUCUGGAGGAACCAAGGAGGAGGAACCAUCCGCUGUCCCUACUAAACAGCAGCUCUAUGACCGGCACCGGAGCAGCAUCGAGGGUUUGAGGCAGGAGAGGGACACUCGGCUUCAGCACUGUCGUCGGGCUCGCAGCCUCAGCCCCAGCAAACAUAACUACCCCCAUUCCCCUCCUCAAUCCCGAUCCCCUUCUCACCUCCGAUCCCCUCCUCAAAAAGCCAUAUCCUCCUCCAGGGUUUCAACCUUGCCUAGCCAACGCAGAGAGUACCUCCAACAGCUCCGCCAAGAAGAAAUGGAAGGCAGUAGGAUCCCAGAUCCACCCAGAGGAGAGGGUCGUUAUCCCUCUGAGAUAGAGCAGCUGCUGCGUGACUACGGCCGUGCCCGUGAGGAGGCCAGGACGGAAAUAGCGCAUGCAAGGGAACGGCUCCGCGAGAGGACAGAGCAGGAGAAGAGACGUCUCCAGCAACAGGCUCUGUCUCAGGUGGUCAAGGAUGACUUGCGGUAUCGGACCAGAGUCAGCAACAGUACACUAUGCACAGGGUCGAGUCUGAGCCUAUCAUCUGGACCAACCUCUGGCUACAACAGUGGCAACACAGCUCAGCUGAGGGAUGGCAGGAGACCCUCACUGACACAGGAGGUCACUGGAGUCCCGGAUAAUGGUAUAAAUGGGCUGAAGGUCAGGUCUCGCCCUCCCAUCUGUGGUUCUCAGAGUGUGAAGACCCAGCGUGCCUGGCUCUCUGCCCAAGAUGUACGGCUGGAGCCCGGUGUGUCAGGGUCUGACCCUCUGAUGUCAUCCUCACCGUCAUCUCCCACAAGCCUACGCCCGCGCACAGCCUCCUUUGGCUCUGCCUCCUCUAUGUCUACAGCCUAUCAGGACCUCACAUCCUGUCUGCUUGGCCGAGCUAUGGCUGAGGUGCGCUUGGCUGCUGCUGGUGACAUGGGGAACCUAGUAAGGGGGACGGCUGCUGCUGGUUGGAGGUACGAGGGGCUAGAGCGAGGUGUCCAGGCCUUCUACAAGCCCUCCUCUAGUCCGUCAGUGCACUCCUUCCUGGGGGCGGUGGAGCUAGAGAGGCCCCUGGCCAGCCUGUGGAGCAUGGUCCGAGACCACUCCAAGACCCACCUGUACCACAAGGCUAUCCACUCAGCCCGGACACGGCCACUAGAUGACAGCACUCAGCUGGUGUAUCUGUUGACAGACCCGUCAUGCUGCCACCUCAAACAGCCCAGAGACUUCUGCUGCAUCAGCACCCAGUCACGACAGGAUGACUUUUGUGUGCUGGCUGUGCAGUCUGUCUUCGAGGAGUCUCUCCCUCGGCCCAGUGUGGAGGCAAUCCGAGGGGAGAUGUUGCCUAGCGCCUGGGUCCUUCAGCCAAUCACACGCCACGGCCGAGAGGUUGUCAGGGUCAUCUACCUGCUGCAGGUCGACCUUGGCACUCCAUCCUUCCCACAGAGGCUGUUGGGAAACGUGGCUAGGAGACAGGCUGCAGUCCUGGCAGAGCUCGAUUCCCUUUUCUCUCUGUGAGACUGACAGCUGGCCAGGGUCGCGUUCAUUAGUCACCAAAUUGAAGAAAACUGACUGAAAAAGUGAGGGGCUACCUGGACUUGUCCAAUAUGAAAUAAUCAUUUUCGUGUUAUGUUUCAAAACAUUUUGCUACGGGGUGCCUUAAUGAACAGGCCCCAGGUUAAAGGCCACAGAUGUAACAGUGAGCACUUAGACCUAUGUCCGGAAUCUGAUCUGUGACCUGUCUCUCUUUCAAUUUGCACCUGAAUUUAUUUACUUGAUUUUAACCUUAUGAAGAGCACUGAUGACAUUGAUUGUGUGAUACGAAGUAUCAUGCAGCUUUUUUUAUGUACAUUUUUUUUAAAAAUAUAUGUAUGUCAGUACAUAUUUGAGUAUUUUGUGUUUAAAAUGGUUAAUUGUAGAUCUGUGUUUAAUAUGUAUGCUUUUAGCAAUCAUAAUCGUAUCUUGCUGAAGUUUGAGUGGUGUAGACUGGGUGUCAGGGAGGAUUCGAGGGGCUGGCUCCUAGAUUUGACCCAUUCAACAGAUCUUACUGCGUUACUGCAACUUCUGAUCAGAGAGACCCCAGGCUCCUAAAGGUUUACAAUUCCCCAAACGUUUCACAAUAACACUAUAAUAACACCGAUUUAUAUUUCACGCAAAAUGAUGUCUCCUAUUGCCCAUUCCUCCAUUUAAUCUAUCUGUACUUUGAGCCUCAGUUCUACUACUUCCAUAAUUACUGAUUUAUGAUACAGAAUGAUCUGUCUCCCAUUUCACAGGCCUCAGCCUCAGUCCGAACCACUAUAAAGACCAGUUAAUGACAUGAUUCUUAUCUUCUGAAUCCUGUAUGGUAACGUCCCAAGGCACAGCACACUUUACCCACUCACUACCCUUAAAGCUAGAAUCCUUAGUGUCUACAUCAAUUUUCAGACUUCUAAAUGAAUGAUAUAUACCAAUUGAUUUUUGAAGAGUAUAACUUAGAAAUGCCCCAUGGGCUUGGUUCAACUGUCGUACCCCGUCAGAACCCAAAAUAGAAGCUUGUUUUACUCCGAUGUCUGUAAACCAUGUAAAUGUAUACGAACGGCGUGUAGCCUCAAAACGUGAUUAGAACUAUAAUGUUGACAUCACGGAUGGUCAAUCCUUGCAUCCACAGCUCUGGCUAUGAGUUUUAGAGUGGUUACAUUUCUCCAGGCCCAUCCCUCAUCUUUUUACCAAAAACAGAAGCAGGGUGAGCACUUUUUUUAUGAGGGCUAAGGAUUGUAGUCUAACGGAAGAAAAAAAUAUGCAACCACUUCUUUGGGGUAACUGUAAAGCUAACACUAAGUUACAUACUGUAAACUAUAGCCCCAAAACCAUAUAGGCUGAGUCUAUAGGUCUAUAGGUCCUUAUCUGUUUCUUAGUCAGAUUUGUAUGUACCGUACUGUUUUGUUUCUACUGUCUCCCAAUGACAAUGUUAUUAGCGCUGCAUAUAUGCAAUACUGGUAAUUUCACAUAGAGUCAUGUAGUAAACCAUAUGCUUGAGGAUGUAAUGAACAAUGGGUUUUCCUCUGAACGUUGAUUAACAAGACAGCACAAACAGGUCUCUGACCAGGCUAUGAUGGAAGGUGUUCGCAAUGGUGUUGGCGAGAGAGACGACAUAUUAAUUGGUCAAUAAUAGACCACGCCUAUUCAUCUGUUAGUUAGUUGACGCUUCAGGCAAUUCAUGCACUAUUAUUGGAAUCCAACCUUUAAAAAGCCAUAUUAUGUGUUUUGUUGACUGUUCAGGACAUUAUUUUUGCUCUAGUUGUUGUACUGCACAGUGUCACAGUAAGAAGGUCCCCGGGGAAACCAAAGAAGAAGGAACUGAUAUGAAAGAUCUAGUUUCCCCGGGGAUAGAACAAUGAAGUAGCUAACUGACAACCUUUUGUACUGAGUUUUAUUUUUAUCCAUAUUUUUUACAAGUGCCUAUUAUGUGACAUGAAUGUAUAACACCAUGUCAAUAUGUAUAAUUAUUUUGUUUUAUUAUGUUUUUUUUUUUAAAUUACUAUAUAUUCUAAUCCUAAAGAAAUGCAAAUGAGCAUGUGUUAUUUUCCUAUAUAAACCUGACAUAUUUUAAAAUGUGUA
Molecule: messenger RNA, 7463 nt
Organism: Salvelinus namaycush (lake trout)
Lineage: Eukaryota; Metazoa; Chordata; Actinopteri; Salmoniformes; Salmonidae
Product: stAR-related lipid transfer protein 9-like
Exons: 11
Coding region: 51-5384 (1777 amino acids)
Molecular function (GO): lipid binding
Source: RefSeq, a predicted model, not a curated record